AGGAAUUGCCUAAAGACAUCACAAAUCUUCCACUAGCGGCCCUUGCUAUAGGUGGAAACCCCUGGAUGUGUGACUGUAGAUUACGGGGUCAAAUGGAUUCGGCACGUCUGCGUAAUGCAAUUCAGGGGAACCCUACCUGCAGUUCCCCUCCUCACAUGGAAGGUGUCGCACUGGCACACGUCGGCACAUUCCCGGUUUGUCACGGCCACGGGGACUGCACUCCGGGAGAGGAUACCUGUGAUUGCAACGUCGGGUGGACUGGUCCAUACUGUGACAAGGACUAUAACGUGGCACUUGGAAAGAUAGCUACCCAGAGUUACACCUACAUCAACUACCUGAAUAGAGUUCCGGCAGGACCCGAAAAGGCUGUGGAUGGUUCCAUGAAUAGUUGCGCUCUAACCGGGGAGGAAUUUCAGCCAUGGUGGAAGGUGGACCUGGCAGGUUACUACGCAGUCAAACGGGUCAGCGUUAUGGAUGGUCACUUUUUUGCACGGGGAAAGUUAUUUCUUGAUUUCCCCGUAAUGGUGCGAGUUGGCCCGAACGAGGACUUCACCCGGAAUGACCAGUGCGGACUGAAAUACACGUCCACUCUGACGGUGCGGCCGUCAGUUGUGUUGCACUGCGAACGGCCACUGCCGGGGCGCUAUGUGUCCGUACAGAUAAUGGGGCAGACAGGGAGAUUGGGACUGUGCGAGGUGGAGGUCUACGUUACAGAUAUCUGCUGUGACGACACCAUAGGGAUCGCGAACGGGCAGAUCACCGCUAACGACGGCUUCUGCUUCGGGAAGAACAUCCAGUUCUCCUGUAACCCUGGGUACGACCUUGUGGGCGACUCCUGGACAACCUGUCAGAAGAACGGGAGUUGGGACCGAGAGGUUCCAACAUGUAAACGAAUCUGCUGUGACAAUACAAUAAUGAUACCAAACGGCCAGGUCACCAGCAACGACGGCUACUGCUCUGGAAACGCCGUCCAUUUCUCUUGUGACGCCGGAUAUGAACUUGUCGGCAGUUCCUUUACGAUCUGCCAAGACGAAGGCUGGGACCGAGAGUUUCCGACUUGUCAACAAAUCUGCUGUAACAAUACAAUAGUGAUAUCAAACGGCCAGGUCACCGGUAACGACGGCUACUGCUCUGGAAACGCCGUCCAUUUCUCUUGUGACGCCGGAUAUGAACUUGUCGGCAGUUCCUUUACGAUCUGCCAAGACGAAGGUUGGGACCGAGAGUUUCCGACUUGUCAACGUAUCUGCUGUGACAAUACAACUGAAAUCACGAACGGCCUGGUUAAUGCUACCGACGGUUACUGCUUUGGGAACGACAUAUCGUUCUCUUGUAAUCCGGGGUACGAGCUGGUCGGCACCCCUUUGACUACCUGCCAAGAAGACGGAAGUUGGAGCCGAGAGAUUCCGACUUGCCAACCACACGCACAAACAGUACCUGAAGAACAAUCGAUGGAAGCCACCAUCGCCGGUGCAAGUGCCAGUGUCGUCGCAGUGCUAAUCGUGGUAUCUGCCGUCUUAAUGGUUCUUCUAAGACGAAGGAGGAGGAAAAGGAAAGACAGUACAGUGCAAGUCAGCUACUUUCUACCAGAUGAUGUAAUAAUCCACAACAGGAGACUGCAAGAGUUAGCGGCGGCCCCGCCCGUUCCUGACCGGCCAGAGUUGCCGGGGUUUGAGGUCGACCCCAGCCGGGUGACGCUCGGACAGAGGAUCGGCAGCGGGGCGUUCGGCCUCGCUUACCGGGCAACCCUCACAACUGGUGACGAGACGGAGGAUGUCGUCGUAAAAACUUUGAAAGACGCCGCCAGCGAAGAAGAUCGGCUGAGUUUCCUGCAGGAGAUCCGUGCAGUGGUGGCGCUAGGAGUUCAGGACAACGUGCUGAGUCUGGUCGGCUGCUGUACGGUGGUGCGAGACCAUCUGUAUCUCAUCACGGAGUUCAUGCCGUAUGGAGACCUGAAGAACUUCUUACGGAAAUGCCGACAGGAAGAGAUCUAUGACGAACCUCGGGGCGACAUCUACAACUUUGAGGUGAAACAGAUGUACCAGGUGGCCCGGCAGAUCGCUAGAGGCAUGGAUCACAUCUCCCGGUCCCGUUACAUCCACGGUGAUCUGGCCGCCCGGAACGUGCUGGUCGGUGAGGAGCUGAAGGUGAAGAUCUCCGACUUUGGGCUGGCAGAAGACAUCUACACCCGAGGUUACCGUCGGCAGGACCGGCUUCAGAGGGUGCCCUGGAAGUGGAUGGCGCCGGAGCGGCUGGAGGAUGGGAAAGCGUACACCUCACAGAGCGAUGUGUGGUCCUUCGGGAUAGUGCUGUACGAGAUCAGUACGCUAGGGGGCGACCCUUACCCUGACGUGGCAAUAGCCCAUCUGAAAGAUCGCCUACAGGCUGGAUUCAGGAUGCCCAAACCGGAGGGCUGCCCUCCUGGCAUGUACGAUCUGAUGCUGCAGUGCUGGCGUUGGCAGCCCGCCGAGCGGCCGUCCUUCCGCAACCUGGAGCUCGACCUGGACAGUCAGCUGGCCUUCUACGGACCCGAGUACGCUAGAACAGCUCCUGCCACUGGAACGGCACCCAAACCUAUAGCAUAAUUAUUCCGUGAAGGAGGUAUCGCUCCUGCAGGAGUAUUGUGGUCAGUCGGUUUUUCACGUUCGCAGCUAAAAGGGUUACCUUUGUAUAAUCGGCAUGUUAAAUUUAUAAAUCGUCUGCAGGCUUGCCCGUGAUGAUGCACGCGAUUUAUUUUAGUCAGGCUAGAUCUUGUGUAUUUGACUAGGAAUUUAGCCAU
Branchiostoma belcheri (Belcher's lancelet) is the source of this 2776-nucleotide messenger RNA. Its product is annotated as fibroblast growth factor receptor 2-like. Bases 66 to 2582 code for a protein of 838 amino acids. Lineage: Eukaryota; Metazoa; Chordata; Leptocardii; Amphioxiformes; Branchiostomatidae. Gene Ontology annotation, cellular component: signaling receptor complex. The record is from RefSeq and is a predicted model, not a curated record. Gene Ontology annotation, biological process: protein phosphorylation; cell surface receptor protein tyrosine kinase signaling pathway; multicellular organism development. The transcript has 14 exons. Gene Ontology annotation, molecular function: transmembrane receptor protein tyrosine kinase activity; ATP binding.